GAUUAGGAUAACCUUUCUCUUUGAAUGGGUCAAAGCAAGAUGGCGUGGCAGCCGGAGGAAAAUGGACUCCGCCAAAUCUUGCAAUUGUUAAAGGAAUCGCAAUCACCGGACACUGCGACUCAGCGAAAUGUGCAACAAAAAUUAGAAGAAUUGAAUAAAUACCCAGAUUUCAACAAUUACUUGAUUUUCGUACUCACAAAGCUAACGACAGAAGAUGAACCUACCAGAUCUCUGAGUGGACUGAUCCUGAAAAACAAUGUAAAAGCACACUUUGAUAAGUUCCCUCCUGAAGUGACAAGCUUCAUCAAAUCUGAGUGCCUUUCCAGCAUUGGCAAUCCAUCCCCCUUGAUCCGUGCCACUAUUGGAAUUUUGAUCACAACAAUCGUUGCCAAGGGAGAGUUGCGUAAUUGGUCAGAACUGCUGCCUACUCUGUGUAAUUGUCUUGACUCUGAGGAUUACAAUGUGUGCGAGGGAGCAUUUGGUGCACUACAAAAGAUUUGUGAAGACACAGCGGAGGACCUUGAUAAUGACAGUACGCGGCCCCUUAAUGUUCUCAUUCCCAAAUUCCUACAGUUCUUCAAACACAACAGUGCCAAAAUCAGGUCCCAUGCCAUCGCAUGUGUGAAUCAGUUUAUCAUCAGCAGGACCCAGGCUCUGAUGGUCCACAUAGACAGUUUUAUUGAGAACCUGUUUUUCCUAGCUACAGAUGAGGAUACAGAGGUCAGGAAGAAUGUGUGUCGAGCCUUGGUCAUGCUGGUAGAGGUCCGCAUGGAUAGACUUAUUCCUCACAUCAACAGCAUUAUAGAGUACAUGAUGCUCAGGACACAGGAUGACGAUGACUCUGUAGCGUUGGAGGCCUGUGAGUAUUGGUUGUCCUUGGCUGAACAACCAAUCUGUAAGGAGGUCCUACAACCGCACAUAGAGCGCCUCAUCCCCAUUCUGGUCAAGGGCAUGAGAUAUUCCGAGAUUGACAUCAUCCUACUCAAGGGUGACGUGGAGGAGGAUGAAAUGAUCCCAGACAAAGAAUCGGACAUCAAACCCCGAUUUCACAAAUCCCGUUCCCACACCCAGAAACACCAGGAGGGGGAAGAGGACGGUGAGGGGUCAGAUGAUGGGUUUGAUGAUGAUGACAAUCUGUCGGACUGGAAUCUAAGAAAGUGUUCGGCUGCAGCACUUGAUGUGUUGGCCAACGUAUUCCGUGAGGAAAUCCUACCAACACUUUUACCAAUCCUCAAAGAGACACUGUUCCAUGGGGAAUGGGAGGUGAAAGAGUCGGGAAUCCUGGUCCUAGGGGCGAUCGCUGAGGGCUGCAUGAAUGGGAUGAUCCCUCACCUGCCAGAGCUGACCCCUUACCUGAUUGGCUGUCUCAGUGACAAGAAAGCUCUGGUUCGGUCCAUCACGUGCUGGACAUUGAGUCGAUAUGCUCACUGGGUAGUGGGUCAGCCACACGAAAUGUAUCUCAAGCCCCUCAUGACGGAGCUUUUGAAGAGAGUUUUAGAUGCCAACAAACGAGUUCAGGAGGCGGCCUGCUCCGCUUUCGCUACUUUAGAAGAGGAGGCCUGCACUGAACUUGUGCCCUACCUGGGCUUCAUUCUGGAGACUCUCGUGUACGCCUUCAGCAAGUACCAGCACAAAAACCUUCUGAUUCUGUAUGAUGCCAUAGGCACGCUGGCUGACUCCGUGGGUCACCAUCUAAACAAGCCGGAGUAUGUAAACAUGCUGAUGCCACCUCUCAUUCAGAAAUGGAACAUUCUGAAAGAUGAGGACAAGGACCUUUUUCCUUUGUUAGAGUGCCUUUCCAGUGUAGCUACAGCUCUACAGUCUGGCUUCCUUCCCUAUUGUGAACCAGUUUAUCAGAGAUGUGUCAAUCUGGUGGAACAGACACUCAACCAGAACUUUCAGGCCAACAUAAACCAACCGGAGCAGUAUGAUCCCCCGGACAAGGACUUCAUGAUUGUGGCGCUGGACUUGUUGAGUGGUCUGGCUGAAGGCCUGGAGCAUCACAUAGAGAGUCUGGUUGCCAAUAGCAACAUCCUCAAGCUGCUCUUUCAGUGUAUGCAGGUAGGGAGGAACUCCAUCGUGAUUGGACUGAUUCUGCAGGACCCCAUGCCGGAAGUUCGUCAGAGUUCUUUUGCCCUUUUGGGGGAUCUUACAAAAGCUUGCUUCCAGCAUGUUAAACCUUGUAUUGCUGAUUUCAUGCCAAUACUAGGAGCCAAUUUGAAUCCUGAGUUUAUAUCUGUGUGCAAUAAUGCUACGUGGGCAAUUGGGGAAAUCUCUAUAAAAAUGGGCAGUGAUAUGCAGCCAUACAUCAACUUAGUUCUUGGUCCACUUGUCGAGAUCAUAAAUAGACCAAACACUCCGAAAACGCUGCUGGAGAACACAGCCAUUACGAUUGGUCGAUUAGGGCUAGUUUGCCCACAGGAAGUGGCACCUACUCUACACCAAUUCAUUAGGCAAUGGUGUACGUCGCUGCGUAAUAUUCGUGACAAUGAGGAGAAGGAUUCCGCGUUCCGUGGAGUGUGUCACAUGAUUAACGUGAACCCAGGUGGUGUUGUACAAGACUUUAUUUUUUUCUGUGAUGCUAUUGCGUCCUGGUCUCAGCCCAAGGCUGAUCUCAAGGAAAUGUUUUUUAAGAUUUUGCAUGGUUUUAAAAAUCAAGUUGGGGAAGAUAACUGGACCAAGUUUUCUGACCAGUUUCCGCAGCCAUUGCGGGAACGCCUCGCCAUGCAUUACAAUGUGUGAUCUGCUCCAUACAGGUCCAAGGGGAAUAAGGGAAAGUGCUGUCGGGGAUAUCCCAUAAGGCACUAUGGGGUCCAGCAAUGGGGUUGGCAUCGCGUACGGGGAGGGCCAGCUCAUCGGUCUCGCUGCCAAUAGGCGACGCUUCACGAGGAGCGUGCAGCAGGCCAAAUCGCGGAGGGUGGGUCGCGUAAUCGGGAGGGCUACUGAGAAAAAAAUCUUCAUAUCUCAACAUCGCGCAAUUAACAGGGAUUGUUAGAAUUUAUCUGUAGAUUGCAUGCCCAAACUUUGUCAGUAUAUUGAUUUGUGUUCCUAUAGCAACAUGUAACAAACAAAAUUCUUCCUUCAUCAUAAUGCUUGAAUGUAUGAAGAUGGAAGAGGCACAUCACAGGAGAAUUGUAGCGUCCUGUUCGAUUUCUAUUAUGGGAUCCAAUUAUGGUUUGUCGGUAGAUUUGUUCUGAAAUGUUGUCACAGACUUGUGUGAACUGAAAUGGUGUUGAAAUGUUUGCUCUCAUUAUUUAGAAUUACAUUAAAAAUCAACUAGUGUUGUUGGCAGUUUAGUGAACUGUGUAUUGUAUCGCUCCUGUGCUGUGCCUCUUCACACUAUUAUUAAAGCGAGUUAAGUGAUUCAGUGCCCACGAUGUAUAUCUGCACAAAAGGCCAAGAUAGUUCUAUUUAAACUUUGUACGGUGCCGUUAUGAAAAUUGUAAACUUCACUAUAUAAUUUAUACAUGGAUUAUUUUGAAAAUUAAAAGCAAAUACAUGUUCAUGUACAUUGCUGUGUUCGAAAGUUUGGAAUACUUGUAACAGUGAACAUCAUACUCUUCAAGAUUUCAGGAUGUUUUGAUGAAUGGCCUGAUGUCCAGAUGUAAUAUUGUGAGGGCACUGAUUAGUUUUGAUAAAUUAAACAAGUUCUCUUCAGCUUUUAAAUGUUUCUUGUAAUGUCUGUGAGAAAUGAACUGGGUCACCGGAAAAAAAGAAAGAAAAAAAAAAGUUUCAUUUUUGCUGUAAUAAAUGUAAACAGCCUUUUUGUAGCUAUAAAACGAUGGAAAUAUUCAAAUAUGAGUAGAAAGGUGACACGGAAUUCCUGUUCUGGUUAGAAACAACAUAUUAAAAGUUUGAGAUACUACCUAUAGGUAGCUUUAUUUCAUACAAGGAUCUCUGUUUGGAAGACUAAAUUUUUGUUUGUGAUUUGGCCUUUUCUCUCUCGGCUCUUGACUCCAAAGUUCGCAUCACUCUCACAGACUAACCUUGCGUCUCAAGCAGCAUCCUCCUGUAAUCCGUUUUUUAGUGCAAGACCAAGCGCCCAUUUUUUUUAAUGUGCAUCUGAAUGCCAAAGCCUAUUUCCUAAGCCUGGACGCAACACAAUCCAUGGCCAACGAGGUCGUGUCACAGUGUUAUCCAUAAGCUUCCUGUAAAGGACACGGAGAAGUGUAUUCUGAAAGGGAAGUGACUCUAUCGUUGUGCGAUGAAUACACUGAUGUGGUGUUGAUGCAGCAGCCAGUGAUAAGAUAACGAUUGUCCACAGAGUUGUCUGCUCUUGUGGGGGAUUGUGCCAGUAUGAAGCAAUCUUUUCCUUUUUUAAAAUCACAUUUUUAUGUCUAUUUUUAGCUGGUAGGUGUUUUUUUUUGGGGUGUAUUUUUAUCAAUUUGAAGGUAGGUGUUGGUUAACAGGAAUUUAACACGAGUAGGAAAAUUAGGAGGUUAGAUUGAGCAAUAAAAGGACAAGGUGUGAUUCACAUUGUUUUGAGGCUGUAGAUUUAAACUGAAACACAAAAUUCUGGGAGAUAAAUAAUAAUAAAAAAAGAUAUCCAAAGUUAUUAGUCUCAAUUUUGGUUCAAUGUAAAUACUAAGAAUCAAAUACAAUGUAUUCGUAAUUUGAUGCGUUAACUGUUAUGUUUAAAUUAUCAAUUUAGUUUGCUAUGCAAAAAGUAAAAAUCUGAUACCUAUUAUUCCCGAAUGUUGGUUUUAUUCUUAAAGAUGAAAUUUCAAUGUUUGGACUUUAAAGUAAUCGGUGAAGUUGUCAUGUGUCCUUACCUUGAGCUCUCGCUGUCUGUGAUAAUUUUUGUAGAGUUCGUGUAAUGAUGUAUGUGUAACAUUCCAGUAGUAAAAGAUUUAACAUGAUCAAGGGUGAAGUUUUAUCGGAGAGAAUGGUUGGUGUUAGCAAGGGAGCUCACUGUGUAAAAGGGUUGCUUCAUAUUGGUCCUUUUUUUUUUUUUUUUUUUGAUUUUUGUUUUUUUUCUGUGAUCAGAUUUUUUUUUUAUUUUACUAAGUUUUGCUGUGUUAUUUUUUAUUGUCAUAUAAACAAGUUCUCACAAGCAUUUGUUUGAGGGAAAUUAAGGUGUAAUUGUUACAUUGACUGUUUUACAUUGCAUGCAAUAAAAUUUGUCUGACUGAC
Molecule: messenger RNA, 5133 nt
Organism: Ostrea edulis (European flat oyster)
Lineage: Eukaryota; Metazoa; Mollusca; Bivalvia; Ostreida; Ostreidae
Product: transportin-1-like
Exons: 22
Coding region: 25-2742 (905 amino acids)
Biological process (GO): protein import into nucleus
Cellular component (GO): nucleus; cytoplasm
Molecular function (GO): small GTPase binding; nuclear import signal receptor activity
Source: RefSeq, a predicted model, not a curated record